This is a messenger RNA of Drosophila simulans, 697 nucleotides long. Its product is annotated as retinoblastoma-binding protein 5 homolog. NCBI's taxonomy places the organism in Eukaryota, Metazoa, Arthropoda, Insecta, Diptera, Drosophilidae. The transcript is spliced from 3 exons. The record is from RefSeq and is a predicted model, not a curated record. Bases 374 to 646 code for a protein of 90 amino acids. Gene Ontology annotation, cellular component: Set1C/COMPASS complex.
GUUUGAACAGUUUUCCAACUAUGUCCAGUAGGUCGGGCUCGCAAAGCUACUCGUCGGGUGGUUUCUGUCCGCCUCGCUGCUGCAGAUGUUCUGCGUCCCAUCCCGCAUCCUGCGAAGGCCCGUGACAUCCUUUGGAUUUAACUGUAGGCAGGAUAGUGUUCCUAUACUUGGACACGCUUUCCGAGGCUUUUCCGUCUACUUCGAGCAACAGCUCACCUUGCUGAGUUCUCCGAAUCUUGCGUACGUGUCUUCCCAGUUUGCUUAGGCUCGGGUCCGAUCUUAGUUUCCGGAGAAUCUCUGCGCACGAAGCCUCACCCGUUCUGGAGAGCCGUGGUCAGGUCCCGAUCCAUGAUCCCGACUCCUGCCCUUUGCGAUGACAGGACAAUGUGGUCCAUCGUCUUCUGGCUUAAAAAGCAUCGAGUUUGCGAGGCGUGGAGACGCAUUUCUUAUCAACACCUCAGAUCGAGUUAUUCGUGUUUACGACUCAAAAGAAAUAAUCACUCUAGGCAAAGACGGCGAACCAGAACCCAUACAAAAGCUACAGGACUUGGUCAAUAAAACCACCUGGAAAAAGUGCUGCUUCUCCGGUGAUAUGGGAAAAGUCUAUUGGCAACCUGGUGAAGAUCCUGCAUGGCACCAAGGGUGAGCUGCAGAAAACGCAUCCCAUCAUUUCUAGCAAGGCCAGCAAAGAUAAACA